AUGUUUCAGUUGCAUUCCUAUAAAGAUUGGUUUAAACAUGACUGGCAUGACAAAGUUCGGGAUUAUGACUUGGAACUGUCACAAGAUAAUAUGGGCUUGAAGAAGGAAACUUCGGAUAGUGUACCUUUGAGUUGCUGUAAAAGUGGCUCGUGCGUCUCUAACUUCCUUGAAGAGCUUGGUACCAAUUCUAUAAAUGAAAGGGGUUGCGGAAGUACAAUGUAUCGUCUUAUAAUAGUUUCAAUGAAUGUGCAUCUCCUUAUCUUUGUAGCUGUAAUUCUUUUAGAGAUACUAAUACUUCGGUACGUUGCUAUUCAUUCAUCGAAUGUGGCACAAGCAAAACUAAUUGACCACAUAAUGCCCGUCAACGAACGAUUUGAUGUUUCUAGUGAUUCGUAUAACUUACAUGAUCACAGCGAAAAUGGAAAUCAAUACGAAAAAAGCACAUAA
Pieris macdunnoughi is the source of this 447-nucleotide messenger RNA. NCBI's taxonomy places the organism in Eukaryota, Metazoa, Arthropoda, Insecta, Lepidoptera, Pieridae. The record is from the annotation of a GenBank genome assembly.